Messenger RNA from Arabis nemorensis, 1056 nucleotides. NCBI's taxonomy places the organism in Eukaryota, Viridiplantae, Streptophyta, Magnoliopsida, Brassicales, Brassicaceae. The record is from the annotation of a GenBank genome assembly.
AUGGGUUUCCCAUUCGGAUACGAGGUAGAAAAGAACAUACUUGGGAACCAAGCAUACCAAAACUGGUUCACUCAAAGGUUCACUGUGACAACUUUCGCGAACGAGAUGAAAUGGUACAGCACGGAAAACNUUAGAGGCAAAGAAGAUUACUCNACCGCAGACGNAAUGCUGAAAUUCUUCAAGCAGCAUGGUGUCGCGGUACGUGGUCACAAUAUUGUAUGGAACGACCCUAAGUAUCAACUUCAAUGGUUGAAUGCUCNCUCUGGCCGCGAGUUCUACANUGCNGUGAAGNGAAGGGUUUACUCGGUGGCUUCGCGAUACAGAGGCCAGCUUGCNGGUUGGGAUGUUGUGAAUGAGAAUCUUCAUUUUNACUACUUUGAGACAAAGAUGGGUCCUAANGCUUCUUAUAACAUUUAUAAGAUGGCUCAAGCGUACGAUCCAACGACAACUAAGUUUAUAAAUGAGUACAAUACGUUAGAGGAACCGAGGGAUCCGGAUUCGAGUCCACAAAGGUAUUUGCAGAAGCUUAGAGAGCUUAGAUCUAUUCGGGUCACGGGAAACAUAUCGUUAGGGAUUGGUCUUGAGUCUCAUUUCAAGACUCCUAGCCUUCCGUAUAUGAGAUCAGCUCUUGAUACUCUUGCUGCUACCGGUUUGCCUAUUUGGCUUACUGAGGUCGACGUCGAAGCUCCUCAAAAUGUCCAGGCCAAGUAUUACGAACAGGUCUUAAGGGAAGGCCACGCGCAUNCNCAAGUGAAAGGAAUCGUGACAUGGGCAGGUUAUUCUCCAUCAGGUUGCUACCGAAUGUGCCUGACCGAUGGAAACUUCAAGAACCUACCGACCGGAGACGUAGUGGACAAACUUUUGCAUGAAUGGGGAGGGUUUCGUAGACAAACCACAGGUGUCACUGAUGCUAAUGGAUUCUUUGAAGCUUCACUCUUCCAUGGUGAUUAUGAUCUCAAGAUUGAUCAUUCCAAUUCAAAAUCUUCUCACAGCUUUAAGCUGACUUCUGAUGGCUCCUCCAACACUCAACCACCAUCUUUUGUCUUUCAUGUUUAA